Paramisgurnus dabryanus is the source of this 5730-nucleotide messenger RNA. RefSeq names its product period circadian clock 1b (gene per1b). Gene Ontology annotation, biological process: circadian regulation of gene expression; negative regulation of transcription by RNA polymerase II; entrainment of circadian clock by photoperiod. NCBI's taxonomy places the organism in Eukaryota, Metazoa, Chordata, Actinopteri, Cypriniformes, Cobitidae. Gene Ontology annotation, molecular function: transcription cis-regulatory region binding; transcription corepressor binding. The record is from RefSeq and is a predicted model, not a curated record. Gene Ontology annotation, cellular component: cytoplasm; nucleus.
ACUCGUGUGUGUCUGGAGGCAUGGGGAAACAAAUCCGUGGGACACAAUAGCAGAGCUGUGUUAAUGAUCUACGGACGCAGAACGUCGAGAUUAUAUUCUACCAAUUUUAUAACACCAGGAAUACGUUGUCAUUCUUUUUGGACAUAUUAAAAUGGAGAGAUUUGCCCUUUCGGUCCACAGAGAAUAGGAACGUCGGAUUAAGAAGGUGUACACUGAGACAUCAAAGAGGCCUGAGGAGAAGAGGAGUGGGCAGACCCUCAAAAGAAGCUUAAUUUCUCCGUGGUGUUUUUUACACUUUCUCCAACACACUGUCAUAUACCAUCUGGCUCCAUAGGAGAAGCCAAGUCGGUUUCAUAACAACCAGUCCUGUGUGGCUUUCUGUGCAACAUUAUUUGACAUUUGCAAUAUAUUUAAGAUAUUAAAUAUACAACAGUGCUAGAGGCUACGUGUAUCCUGGCCGCUUAAAUUUACAGUGAUACCGUGGCAGGACAGCCGGACGCACCAUGAUCUUUUCUUUUGAAGUGAAUACUUGCAAAAAAAUGAUUACCCAUUGUAGUUCAAGCAGUCCAACAUAGUGAACUUUUUUUACUUUGAUUUAUCUAAUAUUUGGUGAUCCUCAUCACCUAGGCUUAUUCUUACAGUAUUAUUAUGAGUGAUGACAACUCAGACUCCGCCCCCAGCAAUGAUACAGAUCAAGGAGUGGGAGGGGUCGAGAAAGGAGCAGGACUUUUAAAUGGUUCCUGCAGCAUGAGUGGCGGCUCUCCGUCAUCAAAUCCGUCGAUUAGCGGGACAGGAGGGGUAUCUGAUCCCAAAGGAUCUAAAAGUCACCGCCAAGGGAUUCAUUCUGAUGAUACGGAUGCACUGUCCAGUGGAAAUGACUCUGGGGAGAGGGAGAAUGAAGGAGGUAUGGAGAGAGGGAACGGAUCUAGAGGAAGACAAUCAAACAGAAGCUAUCAAAGUUUUUCAAGUCAGAACGGAAAGGAUUCAGCCAUGUGUCUUGAGACUACGGAGAGCAACAAGAGCUUAAAUUCCCAGAGCCUUUCUCCACCCAGCAGCUCUGUGGCAUACAGCCUGCUAAGUGCCAGCUCUGAGCAGGACCCGCCAUCCACCAGCGGCUGCAGCAGCGAUCAGUCCGCUCGCGUCCAGAACCAGAAAGAGCUGAUGAGAGCCCUAAACGAACUGAAAAUCCGUCUGCCACCGGAGAGGAAGACGAAGGGGCAUUCCAGCACCCUCAAUGCCCUCAAAUAUGCCCUCAGCUGUGUCAAACAAGUUAGAGCCAAUCAGGAGUAUUAUCAUCAGUGGAAUGUUGAGGAAUGUCACGGCUGCAGUCUGGAUCUCUCCACCUUCACUAUCGACGAACUGGACAAUAUCACCUCUGAAUAUACUCUAAAAAAUACUGACACCUUUUCCAUGGCCGUGUCAUUCCUGUCAGGAAAGGUGGUGUACAUCUCACCACAGGGUUCAUCUCUUCUGCGCAGUAAACCUGAGAAGCUACACGGUGUGGUGUUCUCUGAGCUGCUGGCUCCUCAGGAUGUCAGCACCUUUUACAGCAGCACAGCACCUUGCAGGUUACCUCCGUGGGCAUCCUGCAUCGGCUCUGCUUCUCCACCAGUGGACUGCACCCAGGAGAAGUCCAUGUUUUGUCGCAUUAGUGGAGAUAUCUCAUCCAGUGGUGAUAUGAGGUACUACCCUUUCAGACUGACCCCGUACCUGCUCACGUUACGAGACUCCGACACAGCUUUCCCCCAACCCUGCUGUCUACUCAUCGCAGAGAGAGUGCAUUCAGGAUAUGAGGCCCCUCGCAUUCCUCCGGAUAAGAGGAUCUUCACAACCAGUCACACUCCAAGCUGUCUGUUUCAAGAGGUAGAUGAGCGGGCAGUUCCUCUUUUAGGUUACCUGCCUCAGGACCUAGUGGGAACUCCCAUCCUGCUCUGUGUCCAUCCAGAAGACAGACCUGUUAUGGUAGCCAUCCAUAAGAAGAUUCUUCAGUAUGCAGGGCAACCGUUCGAACACUCUCCUUUGAGGAUGUGUGCACGUAACGGAGAGUAUCUGACCAUAGACACCUCUUGGUCCUCUUUCAUUAACCCCUGGAGCAGGAAGGUGGCCUUCAUAGUUGGCCGUCACAAAGUCAGAACGUCUCCACUGAACGAGGAUGUCUUCACGCAGCCGAGGGAUCUGGAGGAGCGGGCCUUGUCUCCGGAUAUCGCUCAGCUCAGUGAUCAGAUUCACAGGCUCCUGGUGCAGCCUGUCCACAGCGGCAGCUCUCAGGGAUACGGCAGCCUGGCUAGCAACGGUUCCCAUGAGCUUCAACCCAGCGCAGCCUCGUCCUCAGAAAGCAGUGGGCCGGGUGUGGAGGACCCAUCCCAGCCACGUAAACCUAUGACCUUCCAGCAAAUCUGCAAAAAUGUUCAUAUGGUGAAGACGAGUGGGCAACAAGUGUUUAUUGAAUCCCGCAGUCGACCUCCUCCUAAAAAACAUUCCACAACAGGUGCUUUGCAAGCUAGCGAAGCUGCGGACCCAGGCAGGAGUUUUGGUCCUAAUGCCGCUCCACCCUCGAAGAGCUCCACCCACUCCCUCAUCAUGCGAAAGGAGCAACAAACUACUUACUCCUACCAGCAAAUCAACUGUUUGGACAGCAUCGUAAGGUAUCUGGAGAGCUGUAACAUCCCUAACACGGUGAAGAGGAAGUGUGGCUCCUCCUCCUGCACCGCCUCCUCCACGUCUGAUGACGACAAACAGCAGGAUGCUGCAGGCAAUUCUAAAGGUCCCUCUGUGUCUCUGGUAGAGAAGAGUGCUCUGUUGCCUCCACUGGCCCUGCACAGUAAAGCAGAGAGCGUUGCUUCAGUCACGUCCCAGUGUAGCUUCAGCAGCACUAUAGUCCACGUGGGAGAUAAGAAGCCACCUGAGUCAGACAUUGUAAUGGAGGAACCCCCUUCAACACCAAAUGCUGUUUCUUAUGCCACUCAACCCCAAGCUCCUCCCACCACCACACCUUCUCUGCCCAGUAGUCCUGCUCCUCAGUUUGAUAGGGAUGGGGUGAGGAGAGGAGUUGGUGGAGGAGAAAGGUUGGGACUGACAAAAGAGGUAUUAUCUGCUCACACACAGCAAGAGGAGCAGAACUUCAUGUGUCGCUUCAAAGAUCCGAGCAAGCUCAAAGUGUUUGACGUGACCUCAGAUGUCCGACGGACACCAGUGCCCUUGGCAAAAGGUGUGCGCUGUUCACGUGACUACCCAGCGGCCGGUGGUAGUAGUGGUCGUAGGCGAGGUCGAGGAGGCAAAAGGCUCAAGCAUCAGGAAGCUUCGGCGCAAGCAGGGUCUCGGAGACCAGCAGGCCCGCUAAGAGGCCUCCUCACUGGCGUUCCCACUUUGGACAGGCCCUCUAUGUCCUCCAUACCCUUGGGUCCUGCACCCAGCUCCUCCUCUUGGCCUACAUCAGGGUCACAAACCAGCAUUCCUUCGAUCCCUUACCCACCUGGUGUCCUUCCUCUAUAUCCCGUCUACCCUCCUCUUUCCCACCCCGUCUCAGACCCGAACAUACAGACAAACCUACGCUUUCCCAUUCAGAACUCACAGUUGGCGCCCCCCAUGGUCCACCCUAUGAUGGCAUUGGUAUUGCCCAACUACAUGUUUCCACAGCCCAGUGUCGGGAUGCCCCAGCCCUUCUACGGCACGAACUCCACUUUCCCUUUUCCAACUUUGAACAUGACCCCCCCUGGUCCCUGUCAGAUACCAACCCCAGCCCCACGUGCCCACUCUCGAUCCAGCACACCACAGUCUUUCAGCCAAAGAGAAGCGGGGCCUGAGAGAGAAGGGGUGGAGUCGCCCCUCUUUCAAUCCAGAUGCUCCUCGCCCUUAAAUCUGCUUCAGCUAGAGGAGCCACCAAGCAACCGGUUUGAGGUGACAUCGGCGCUGGCUUCAGGUCAACCAGCCGCAUCUCCCAUGGUGGGACAAGGAGGCGGGGCAGGAGGACAAGCAUCAUCCAAUCAGAGAGGUUCAGCCGUGGACUCAAAAGAGAAUGAGAACGGUGAAACAAACGAGUCGAAUCAAGAUGCCAUGUCCACGUCCAGUGAUCUGCUGGAUCUGUUGCUGCAGGAGGACUCGCGCUCGGGCACCGGUUCGGCUGCUUCAGGCUCUGGGUCAUCAGGCACCGGCUCGUCUGGUUCAGGCUUAGGGUCCUCUGGAUCAGGAUCCAAUGGCUGUAGCUCUUUAGGAAGUGAAACUAGAAGUAGCAAAAGCAGCAAUACGAGUAAAUAUUUCGGCAGCGUGGACUCAUCGGAGAACAGCCAUUCCCGCAAGCAGGCAGCAGGGGGAGACGGAGAGGCACAGUUCAUCAAAUGCGUCCUACAGGACCCCAUCUGGCUUCUCAUGGCCAACACGGAUGAAAAAACUAUGAUGACCUACCAGCUACCCAUCAGAGACAGAGAUUCUGUGUUAAAAGCGGACCGUGCUGCCUUAAGAGCUAUGCAGAAACAUCAGCCUCGCUUCACUGAAGAACAGAAGAGCGAGUUGAGUCAGGUUCACCCUUGGAUUCGCACCGGACGCCUGCCUCGUGCAAUCAACAUUUCUGCUUGUGAGGGUUGCAGGUCCUCUCCUUCGGUUCCCUCUAAAGCUCCCUUUGAUGUCGAGAUCCACGAGAUGGAGUUCUGCAGUGUUUUGGAGGUGACAGAAGAGGGCGCCAAUGCUGAAAAGCAAAUUCAAGCAGAUGCAACAAUGGAAAAAGCUGAGGAAGAGUCGUGCAAAAACGAAGAGGUUGUGAACAGUGAGACUAUUAUAGCAUCACAAAUAAACGACCAAGAAAUGAUGAUAGAAGACCAGGAAUUGACCUCACAGAUUGAGGAGGAAAUCAGUGCCUCUCUUACAGGGAUGACACACUAAAGACUUGAGUCACUAGCGAUCAGGGGGAUACAUUAUUCCUCGACUGAUCACGUGAUUUGUGUACUCACUAAAUUAUCCGGUUGUAUUUAUUUAUAUAAAUGCUAGACGAUAAAUAUUAAGCCGAGAAGGCUUACAGACAAUGAAUGUAAAGCAGAUAAUGUAUUUGCUUUAUUGGAAGACUGUGAUAUCCAAACGGGACGUUUUGGUUGUGCAAAAUGGUUUGCGGCUAACAAGGUGUACUUAGCUUUAGACAACACUAGAUUUGACAAUCCAAGAAGACACUACUGCUUUUUCCAAUUCUGGUGACCUACAUGAACACAUUUUUGUGGUGCACUUUAAAACCAUCUCAAAUAAUUUAGGUGUUGUAAUAAUGAAAUGUGUCCUUAGACAGGAGAAUAGAUUCACUGGACAUUCUGUCAUUUGCCAAAUGUCACAAAAUCUCAUUUCUACAGUAAUAUACAAACGCAAAGUAGUAUUUUUCGACCAAUUUCUCACAUUCAUCCAAACUUUUGUUUUUUUAGUUGUGUGUGUAAAUAUAUAUUUUUGUAUAUAAGCGGUACAAAUGGAAAAUGUUGUGCUGUAUGCAAUUAUUAAAAGCAUGGAUGAAAUGUGUAAAAAUGAACCUUACAUCUCUAUAGAGAGCCAUUUACAAAUCAUCGUCCUACAAGAGGUUACUUGCACCAAUUCAAAUUGAGACUUUUUGUAACUAUCACUACAGUAUCCAUGGCAACAGUAGUUUCAGAGUAUUUGUAGCAAAAGGCAUCCUUUCAGAUUAGCACUUAGCAAAGGAGAUCUUCAGAGGGCACACAAAGACAAAUCCGAUGCCUUUAGCCGGUUCUGUGCGGUCAAAGAAAA